Messenger RNA from Cladocopium goreaui, 2232 nucleotides. NCBI's taxonomy places the organism in Eukaryota, Dinophyceae, Suessiales, Symbiodiniaceae. The record is from the annotation of a GenBank genome assembly.
AUGAGAUAUCGCCAGGGACUUCUGCAUCAGCACGGCCACGCUGGUAUGUUCUACGUGCUGAGCAGCGAUUCCAGCCCUCAGGGGAAGCUCGAUUUGAUGAUGACUUUGGAAGACAGGAUAUCCCGCACAGACGCUGAAGAACUGAUUGCAUGUCAAGGCGACGUUGCAAAAUUGGAGGAGUGGUCAUCAAAGUCAAAGAUCAUGACAACUCAACUGCCUCUUGGUAUUAUAGGUAGCGGCAACUCUGGGCUUGGAGCGAAGCACGAAUGCAUUUUCCACCAGGUUAAACUUGACUGCGGAAGCAAACCUGCAGAACUCGCUGCAUACUGCGGCAGCGUUGUUGGAUAUGUUGCCGACUUUGGCACAGAAUCUCAAUUUACUGAGAUACCUGCCAUCAACAUUCAGCAACUUUUUAUGAAUGCCAUUGAGAAUUCCAAUGGCGUUUUGGCAGCGAGACCUGAUAUUGCUGAUGGGGGUGAUGCUACUCAGAUGGAAUCCCAAGCUGCACUGUGCUACAUGGAGCCUGAUGCUGCUGUUGUUUCUGCAGACCAGCGCAUCAUUGAUCUCGAUGCAGAUGAUGCUGUUUCCGAACCCACUGCUCCCAUUGUGGUGGCUGCAGGGCCUAAAGAACGUGAUGUUGGCACUGUCCCUGACUCGUGGAGUCUUGGGGGGGCACUCAAUGUCAAUGGCUUGAAGCACAUUUUUAGCAACAUUUCAGGUGAUAUUCUGAAGCGGUGGGAAGAGUUUUCCCAUUUUCAGGAAGCGCUUUCAGCAAUAAACACCCUUCAUUAUCAAACUUUUUAUCGUGACAGAUUGCAGAAACUGAUGAGACCACCGAUGGACAAACUGUACCGGUACUAUGAGGGUGGCAGCUUGAUUAUGUGGAGGUGGAGUUCACUGGUUGACGUUGCUGAAGCACUUCACCGCAGAGAAGGUGCUUUGCGAAGCUGUUGGAAUUUGCAGGCGUUCUUGAAUAUUGGCCGAAACAAUUCGGGGACGACGCGUGGACAACAAAAAGACGGAGCCAGGGAUGACAACAGUUCAAGCACAAAACUUUUCAAUGUAGCAGAUCGCGCAGUACGAUCUCCUUUCUUCUGGGCAUACCUGCGCAUGGUCAUUUUGCUGCACGGACUUGUGAAUGAUCUUGGAUCCUGGGCAGAAGGCAUUGCAAGAAAGGCCAUAGCCCUGUUUGACGACAAGAGCAACAUCGACGCCAUGGCUACCUAUGGGCGCCGACACCCAUUGACUGCCAGAUUCUUGAAGAAGGACUUCGCAGGACCUGAUGCUUUAAGACCUCUUCUUGAACAAUUUGUUCAGGGCGCUGAUCUCUCCACUGAUGAAAGUUUGGGCCCAUUGCGUGCCUGGAUUGGAGCUUUGAGAUUGAUUCGUGUGGUGGAGCGGGAGACGGAAGUCCUUGGAAUGGACCCGAAAGACAUCAAACACUCAACAUUACUGCACUUGAUCUACCAAAGAACCAUCCAAUUUGCUCGUGGGGCAGCCGCAGACCAAGCCAUCCCACACAGCGAGAUGAGAUUGCUCCGUGACAACAAGAAUCAACUUGCAGCUCAGGACAGAAAUCGUGCCACGUCUUUGGAACGGUCCCAGGCCUUGACACAAGGGGUUGCACCUACCCCGGGUGCUGCAUCCAGUGCCGCUGUUGCCGGGCAUCCUGAAAACUGUUUUCAGCUUUGCCGGCCGUCAGACACUGACAAUAUCCAGCUCAUUCGUUUUCUUGGUGCUGCCUCUCGGGAAGAUCCAACUAGAGAUUCCGCAGUUAUGCAAAAGCUUUUGGUCUGGGACCACGUAGGUUCAGUGCCAACUGAUGUUCGCACCCUGACAUUUGCCCUGGAGACUGACUUUGCCGUUAGCAUUGUCGAAGACAUGGUGGCUGCAAGGGCUUUCGUUGGCAGUGGCAGGUCGUUCGAAUUUUAUGGAAGUGAAGGAGAGAUGAGAAACAUGGUUGAGCUUGAGAACAAGGGCUAUGUGCAGCGGGCAGCAGAUUCAGACGGCACUGCUUCCGAAUCCCGUUGGUACUUGACCCGCAAAGUGAGACCGCAGAUUGGGAAUCCCAAGCCCCUGUUCUUCCCACGUCAUGGUGUUGCCCUCGAAAACAAGACCACCUUGGAGUUGAUGCGAGAAUUGAUCUUCCAGGGCUUUGACUUGAUCGAAAACCCUAUGGAAAUUUUGAAGAACAAGAAGCAGCCCUACACAAACCAAAGAGGAUGUGGGUAA